AGCAUGAAAUCCUCUAAGUGUACACCACGUAUCAUCAUCCAUGGCGGUGCUGGAAACAUAACUCGCGACAAUCUGGACAAGGAUGCUUAUCAAGCCUACCGAGCUGCCCUUCUGUCGACUCUGCAGUCUUCGUAUGCUCUGUUGGCGAAGCCCAGCGCUACAGCCUUGGAUGUUGCAACUCAUGCUGUUUCGAUGCUGGAAGAUAAUCCUCUUUUCAACGCAGGUCACGGCGCCGUCUACACAACCACAGGCACGCAUGAGUUGGAGGCUUCUAUAAUGGUCAGCAAAGGCUAUCACAAGCGCGGCGUUGGUGUUAUGGAAGUUUCUGGAGCGAAAAAUCCUAUCAAACUUGCACGCGAAUUAUUGAUCAGAGGAGAAGACGCAGAUGGAGGUGGUGCUGCGGGUCAUGUCCAACUGGCUGGCGACACUGCGAACAAGCUUGCAGAAACAUGGGGUUUGGAGACUGUGAGUCCUGGAUACUACUGGACCAAGCGACGAUGGGAUGAGCAUCGCAAGGGCUUGGGUAAAUCUACGGAUCGUGAGACAUAUCGCAAACACAAGAGACGGGCAGAUAAAUGCUCUUCGUAUAUUGCAGAGUGCGCCGCGGAUGCUAGAGACCUCAACACUCACGAUCCUUCUUGGAAUGGUCAAGACUAUCUCCCUCAAGGAACCGUGGGUGCAGUUGUUCUCGAUAGCGAUGGCAUGCUUUGCGUAGCCACCUCGACUGGCGGGCUUACGAACAAGCUUCCAGGCAGGAUAGGAUGGAUUGAAGAGAACCCGUUCGACCGCCCGCAUGGCAUGAUGUACCAGCAACCCACUUUGUCGCCAGCAGCAAGACUAGUCAAUGGCGACUUUGGUAGCGUCCUCCAAGAGUGCUUGCCCGGUUUCUCAUCGUACCUACCUGUAGCCUCUCAUGAGCCGGUCAAGCCGUUCUUAGCACCCCACGGAGUCGCUCUCUCAGGGACAGGUAACGUCGUAUCAUAUCUCACUCAUGUCCAACCCAUGCCUAACCUCCUCUUCUANGGUAACGGAGAUGCCUUCCUCAAGACGUCUGCAGCUCGUACAACUUCUGCGAUGACCCGUUUCUCUUUCCCACCUCUUCCUCUGGCGGUAUCGGUGUCGCGUAUGGCUGGUCCAGACGGUAUGCUCCAGCAGAGUGCCGAAGAGCGCUGGAAGAAGACUGGAGAGGGUGAAGGCGGAAUCAUCGGUAUCGAGUAUCGUUUCGGAGAGGGUACAGUGGUAGCGGACUUCAAUUGCGGAGGCAUGUUCCGCGCUUGGUUCGACGAUGCUGGCAAGGAGCGCAUGAUGGUGUUCAAGGAAGAGUUCUGA
Molecule: messenger RNA, 1329 nt
Organism: Aureobasidium vineae
Lineage: Eukaryota; Fungi; Ascomycota; Dothideomycetes; Dothideales; Saccotheciaceae
Source: the annotation of a GenBank genome assembly